Molecule: messenger RNA, 734 nt
Organism: Arabidopsis arenosa
Lineage: Eukaryota; Viridiplantae; Streptophyta; Magnoliopsida; Brassicales; Brassicaceae
Source: the annotation of a GenBank genome assembly
GCCGAGUUUCCGUGUUGUUGGAGGCUCAGCUUCCGAUGAGGCUGCCGCCAUGGAGAAGGAGAUUACACUUGAGAGUUAAGAGAUAUUCUUUUGUGGUUUGAGGGCUUGAUUCCGGCCGGAACUUUUCGCGAUGCACAGUCCUCAAUCUACGAAUUUGUCAGCUGAUAGUCCAGUGUUAGCCAAUAAACCUGAGGUAAGAGAGGGAGUUAGGAGAACCGCAAGUGGAUCUUCUCAUGUUAACUCUGAUGAAGAAGAUGCAGAGACAGAAGCUGACCAAUCUGAAAUGACUAAUGAUCCCAAUGAUCUAAAACGUUUAGAAGGUAUGAUGAAUUCAAACAGAGAAUCAGCAAAGCGGUCGAGGAGAAGGAAGCAAGAGUACUUGGUAGAUCUUGAGACUCAGCUUGAUUCUUUGAAAGGCGAUAACUCAACACUGUACAAGCAGCUCAUAGACGCAACACAACAGUUCCGUAGCGCUGGAAAAUAACAGAGUUCUCAAAUCAGAUAUUGAAACUCUGAGAGUUAAGGUAUCAUCUAUCACUUGCUCUUUGUUUUCGUAUGGUCUAUAAGUUUGACAUAAGAUGCAUACGGUCGGAUAGUUAGUUUGACAUUAAUCUGUAGCUUUAGAUCAUCCGUAAAGAUUGGUGCUUACAAGUUACAAGUUGUGUUUUUGCCUAAUGAAUAGAGAGACAUAGACUUCCCAUUGACUUCUCUUCAAAGAAAAGUCUGCAAGUUAA